Molecule: messenger RNA, 817 nt
Organism: Leptidea sinapis
Lineage: Eukaryota; Metazoa; Arthropoda; Insecta; Lepidoptera; Pieridae
Exons: 5
Coding region: 30-812 (260 amino acids)
Source: RefSeq, a predicted model, not a curated record
GAGCUCACUCAGAAGAAGAUCUAUUUAAGAUGUUCAAAUUAAUAUUACUUUCGGCAUUACUAGCUGUCGUUCCAGCAGCUGAAAUACAGCGUUUAUCAGAUAAACACGUCUUCGAUGUUCCUCAAGCUUUGGAAACUCAUCCAGUCCAUCAGAAAGCGGUACAAGAGGAGCAGCGACCAAUUUAUCGCAAGGAAGGUGCUGAAGGACGAAGAAUAGAACCAGAACGGCCGAUGAGCUCUUUAAUGAAACAUGAAAAUAUGCUUGCUGAUGAACCAGCUUCUAUAUCUUCUGCAAGUGAAAACCAUAAAAGUGAUAUCGAACCAGUGAGUGGUUUUGCUUACAAUAGCCCUGUCGAAGUAGCUUAUCCUGAUAUUCCCUAUGCUCCCGGAUAUAACUAUGGACACGGAUAUGCUGGAAAUGGAUACGACGGGUAUGGAAACAGUCUUAGUGACUAUCUACUCGAGCCGGAUACGUCAUCUUUCGGUCUGAUGUGGAGCCAAGUGCCAGAUUCUAGGACUUUGGUGAGCUAUGUCGGUCGUACUAUCGGUUGGAUAUUCAAUAGUAUAUUUGUGAUUCUUCUCGGGUCUUUACUCACUGUGGGUGUAUGUACUUACACGAACCUCUGCUCAAUUACCUUCAACGGGGUGGGCCCGAUCCACGAGGAGAUGAGGUCACUGAUAACUCCAGACAGAUUAGAGAAGAUUAGCACAGCUGCCGACUUUGUUAAAACUGCGAUUAAUAAGUAUCAGAAGAUUCAAAAAGUAAAUGACGCAGUUGGAGCGAGGAGACGGCGUGCAAUCAAUAUGUUUUAAACGAA